CCUAUGAAAUGGUGUCAGCUGGCCAAGUUAUCUCUGAUACUUAAAGGACACAUCGUUUUGUUGUUGUUGUUUGUUUUUUUGAGACAGGGUUUCACUGUGUAGCCCUGGCUGUCCUGGAACUCACUCUGUAGACCAGGCUGGCCUUGAACUCAGAGAUUGGCCUACCUCUGUGCUGGGAUUAAAGGUGUGCACCACCGUUGCUGGCCCCAUAAAUUCAUUUUUAAAACUAGUCUUUAAUUAUCAUUUCUCUUCAAGUUUCUCCGAGAUGUAAAAGCUCCAGGUCUCCGGCUGGUUCUAACUCCUGCUAAUAGCACCCUCCUCUCCUGAACCCCCCUCCACCUCACCUCACCCAAGUCUAGCACCAGCGUUCAGAGGCCUGGCAACUAUUAGCAAGGAUGUCAGAUGGAAACUUAAGAGGUCGGGAUGUCGGAAAUAAAGGUGUGAAGGUGGGGAGGAAGAAUUGUUUGGGCUUUGAGACCGGGAUCUCCUAGGUUCCUGCUAGACCAAUCUGCAGCUUUUGCAAACAGCCUUAAUGUCAUCAGCGCCCCGCUGCGGAAUUCAAAGCUCAGCUUGUCACGACUGUUAACACCUUCUUUGACCAGCUUCUUUUUAUUUGACAAUUUUUUCUCCUCUGUUCCUCUCUCUUGCCACCGGGAAGGUUCCAGAAGAACACUGGUUUAGAAGUCGGGGAAGAUACACUCUGUGCUAGCCGCUUGCAGGAUGCCGGUACAGCUGACUACAGCCCUGCGUGUGGUGGGCACCAGUCUGUUUGCCCUGGUGGUGCUUGGGGGCAUCCUGGCAGCCUAUGUGACAGGCUACCAGUUUAUCCACACAGAAAAGCACUACUUGUCCUUCGGCCUCUACGGUGCCAUCCUGGGUCUACAUUUGCUCAUCCAGAGCCUGUUUGCCUUCCUGGAGCACCGACGCAUGCGCAGGGCAGGGCGCCCGCUGAAGCGACGUUCGGUGGCACUCUGCAUUGCUGCUUACCAAGAGGACCCUGAGUACUUGCGCAAGUGCCUGCGUUCAGCUCAGCGCAUCGCCUUUCCAAACCUCAAGGUGGUCAUGGUAGUGGAUGGCAAUCGCCAGGAAGAUGCCUACAUGCUGGACAUCUUCCACGAGGUGCUGGGCGGCUCUGAGCAAGCUGGCUUCUUUGUGUGGCGGAGCAAUUUCCAUGAAGCAGGUGAAGGAGAGACAGAGGCCAGCCUGCAGGAAGGCAUGGAGCGCGUGCGAGCCGUGGUGUGGGCCAGCACCUUCUCAUGUAUCAUGCAGAAAUGGGGAGGCAAGCGUGAGGUCAUGUACACAGCCUUCAAGGCCCUUGGCAACUCAGUGGACUACAUCCAGGUGUGUGACUCUGACACUGUGCUGGAUCCAGCCUGCACCAUUGAGAUGCUUCGAGUCUUGGAAGAAGAUCCUCAAGUAGGGGGCGUUGGAGGAGAUGUCCAAAUCCUCAACAAGUAUGACUCAUGGAUCUCCUUCCUGAGCAGUGUGCGGUACUGGAUGGCCUUCAACGUGGAGCGGGCCUGCCAGUCCUACUUUGGCUGUGUGCAGUGUAUCAGCGGGCCUCUGGGCAUGUACCGCAACAGCCUCCUUCAGCAGUUCCUGGAGGACUGGUACCACCAGAAGUUCCUAGGCAGCAAGUGCAGUUUUGGGGAUGAUCGACACCUGACCAAUCGAGUCCUGAGUCUUGGCUACCGGACUAAGUACACAGCACGCUCUAAGUGCCUCACAGAGACCCCCACCAAGUACCUCCGAUGGCUCAACCAGCAGACCCGCUGGAGCAAGUCAUACUUCCGGGAAUGGCUCUAUAAUUCUCUGUGGUUCCAUAAGCACCACCUCUGGAUGACCUAUGAAUCGGUGGUCACGGGCUUCUUCCCAUUCUUCCUCAUUGCCACAGUCAUACAACUUUUCUACCGUGGUCGCAUCUGGAACAUUCUCCUCUUCCUGCUGACGGUGCAGCUGGUGGGCAUUAUCAAGGCUACCUAUGCCUGCUUCCUUCGAGGCAAUGCAGAGAUGAUCUUCAUGUCUCUCUACUCCCUUCUCUAUAUGUCCAGCCUCCUGCCAGCCAAGAUCUUUGCCAUUGCUACCAUCAACAAGUCUGGCUGGGGCACUUCUGGCCGAAAAACCAUUGUAGUGAACUUCAUUGGCUUAAUCCCUGUGUCCAUCUGGGUAGCAGUUCUUCUAGGGGGCCUAGCCUACACAGCUUAUUGUCAGGACUUGUUCAGUGAGACUGAACUAGCCUUCCUAGUCUCUGGGGCCAUCCUGUAUGGCUGCUACUGGGUGGCCCUCCUCAUGCUCUAUCUGGCCAUUAUUGCCCGGAGGUGUGGGAAAAAGCCAGAGCAGUACAGCCUAGCUUUUGCUGAGGUGUGAUAUAACCCCGAGUAAAGUGGGAAAAGUGCAAUGGGUAAGGGAGGGGAGGGGAAUGGAAAAGACAGGGUGGGAGGGAGGAGGGAGUGUUGUGUUCUAGUUUCAUGGCUGAAAGGACAAAUCUGAAAUGCAAAGAACGGUGACUGGUGUGGCCUGGGUAGGUAGCUCUGCUCUGGAAGUGCAGCACUGAUUCUUCAGGUAUAGGGCAGAUGGACUUGUUUUCAGGCUACCUGUCUGCUUGCCCUUGCACAGGCAGUGAUCUCUGAGAAAACAUUUUACUUCCUUCUGGGAACUACAGAGAACCCAGAAAUGUGCUAAACCAAGUGCUAAAUUCCAUCCUGUGAAAACUGGUACAGAAGCAACGACAGUCUUUAGGAAAGUGUCCUCCUAGUCCACUUGAACAUGAUGAGAUAUAAGCGAAGUUCCCAUCAAGUCUGGCCAGCUAGUACCCCUUUCCCCAACCUCUAAUUAGCCAUCAAUGCAUUAAGUUUGUGCCUGAGAUAACAAGGCUGGGAAACCUGAUCUUUGGUCAGAAAACAGGGUCUAAGAAAUGGUGCUUUAUGUAAUAUACUCCAUUCCACACCAAAACAUCCCAGAGAUGAGCCAAGCCACCAGGAGUACUAAGUUUGGUGGGGUUUUAUUUGUGCAUAUUACAAAGGAAAGUUCGGUCAGGUGUCAUGGGUGUAAUCCCAGCACUUGGAAGGUAGAUAUGAGAUCAGAGGUUCAAGGCCAGGCUGGGCCACAUGAGAUCCUGUCUCUUACAAAAAUAGUUUGACAGGAGGGACAAAGAGAUUGUCAUGGUGCUAAAAACAUGGAGGCCUUGGACUGAACGUGUUCCGACUGGAAACUGCUCAGACUUUUACAAGGAUUCCAAAACUGUCAAGAGACCUUGCUGGGCAGAUCAAAUCUACCAGGAAGUUCAAAUGUGUUCAGGGAAGUCUUAGUUUUUUGGCUCAUUCAUACCUGGUUACUCUCGGGCUGGAGGGAUAGCUCAGCCGUUAAAGGCUAGGCUCACAACCAAAAAAACAUACCUGGUUACUCUCAAAUUCAGCUCUGAUCCGAGGCUAGACAUCCUACUCAAUAUUUCAUUUUCUUCAACGGCAAAUAAUUGUUCUUAGUUGUUGUUUUCUAUGGGGGGGGGCAGCAGUCCCCUCUCCAUUUUCAUGGGUAAGUUUCUUCACGUGGCAGAGAACUAACUCUUACAAGACUUACAAGGCUGCUCCCUACAUGCAUGGAAAGAAUAUCACUUCUGAUCACACUGCCCCUCAUCUUAGAACGGUCAGUACCUGGGCAGCUGGUUAGCAUGUGUGACUUUCAGAUACCCGUUCUCGACAAUCAUCCCCAGUGGAAAGCUUUCUGGUGUUGCCCAAACGAACCCUCAAGUCCAAGUUGGUCAUCUUUGAGACCUCCCAUUCUCCUCAGCGGCUUCUCCAAGGAAUCCUAUGGCCAGGUGAUGGAUACUCCUCCAUUUGCUGCUUCGGUCCGGAAACCAAGAGAGCCGGGACUGGUCCAGCAGUCUCCAGUCACUUCAGCACUCCCUCACACCCCCUCAUAGCUGCUUGAUUCCCCGCUUCUUCUGGGGAGUGAGGAGGAGCUUUUUAUAUCGUUUUGAAAUCCAGACCAGACUUAGCUUUUGGAUUUAAAACCUGGGAUCAUGACUAAGCCUUUGACUUUAGGGGUUGCCUCUACAUUUUCCAAACAUUUGUUCUCACAGGGGCCAGCUAAUCCCUCAGAACCAACCCUAAGGUGGAGAGCAGUGUACACAGGUGCUUCCUACAAAGGAAUGAUGUGCACUCUGAACCACAGAUGGGCAAACCCUAGAAUUUCCCUUCCUCUCAUGAACACAAGGGUUUUCCAUGUGUAGCUUACAGUUGCCACAGCACACAGACCUCAAGUUUCCAAUAAAAUUGCUGGUUGAUGUCAA
Molecule: messenger RNA, 4288 nt
Organism: Peromyscus maniculatus bairdii (prairie deer mouse)
Lineage: Eukaryota; Metazoa; Chordata; Mammalia; Rodentia; Cricetidae
Gene: Has3
Product: hyaluronan synthase 3
Biological process (GO): polysaccharide biosynthetic process; hyaluronan biosynthetic process; extracellular matrix assembly
Cellular component (GO): plasma membrane
Molecular function (GO): hyaluronan synthase activity
Source: RefSeq, a predicted model, not a curated record